Molecule: messenger RNA, 3192 nt
Organism: Somion occarium
Lineage: Eukaryota; Fungi; Basidiomycota; Agaricomycetes; Polyporales; Cerrenaceae
Source: the annotation of a GenBank genome assembly
GCAGCCCUUGUUUUAGCUUCCAGUUCACGAUUUGUAUAAGUAAUUCAACCUAACCGAUCCUUGAUCCUGGACUUUGUUAUAAGCGCUAGAACAUCGCAUUCAAGAUGGCUUCGAUUCCAAGUUGAACUAACUUGCACUUGAAUAUUUACUACCGCCAAGCCUUCACUUCAUUGACGGAGACAUGGCAAGUAUCGCACCAGUCCCACAGAGUCGGGAAGGGGACUACGAACUUGGCAGGCAUCUCAGCACUUCGUUAAAACACGAAAACGGGCACAUCUGUGGCGUCGAUUCUCCAGCGCAUAAUUAUGAACACCAGCAGACCUGCGAGUUCGAUCAGUUGGAGGAUGAACGUUGCAACAGCGAUAUGGUCGUGCAGAUGUCACCUCCACAGUCUUCCCAAAGCUCUACUCAGCUUGAUUCAGAUUAUGCUGCUGAAGGUCCUUCCUCGGAGCGGUCAGAUUUUACGGCGGAAACAUACCACACUUCUUCUGCGGAAACCGGUACUGCCAUUAGUAUUGAUUCAAGUGGUGAUAGCUUCUCCAUGCUUCAUCCGGCGUGGAAGGUGGCGUCGGAGUCAAGUAUACGCACCGUAAGCGUAGCUGAUUGUCAGUUUGAACCUGGGGAAGAAGAGACGAAGACAACGCCUCAAAUUGCGUGGCGACGAAUUGCCAAGAUCGCUCGCGAUCGUGAUGAGGCCAAAAUUAAAGAUUGCAAAGAAGGUAUUGAUACUCUUCUAGUUUUUGCAGGCCUUUUCUCUGCCGUCCUCACUGCAUUCGUGGUUGAAUCAUAUCGACUACUUCAAGAUCCCACAGAUGUCUCUGUGCAAUUAUUACAGCGUAUCUCACAGCAGCUGGGAGAGCUCACUACUUCCAAUGCCAGUACCGCUGCUUCGAUAUCUGUCUCAUCUUCCCCGUUCACAGCAUCGUCCUCUGCAGUGAGAGUCAAUGUCCUCUGGUUCGCUAGUCUGGUCUGCAGCCUAGUGACGGCUUCGCUAGGCAUCCUAAUCAAACAAUGGCUUCAUCAAUACAUGUCUCACGAUAGCCUAUCGCCCGACGGACAGCUGCGUAUCCGACACCUCCGCAGAGAAGGGAUGGUUCGCUGGCGGGUUUUCGAGAUCAUUGCCAUGCUGCCAACCAUGCUGCAGUGUGCUCUUGCUUUGUUCCUUUUAGGCCUCAGCGAGUUUCUUCGCACAUUGCACCCUGUCGUGGGUGGCAUCAUCUCUGGCCUUAUCCUCAUCUGUGCCUUGUUCUUUGCGCUAGCAGCUAUCGCACCUGCUUUUUCCUCCCAGUGCCCUUACAAGACACCCGUGCUCAAUGGCUUGCUUCGACGCCUACGGCUUACUUUUUUUGUGGCGGGGGAUUGUAUACUCUACUGGAGACUUCACCUUGUCAGCGGCUUACGGCGCUUCUGUGUCCUUCACACUACGAUUGGCAUCAGGAAUCUAUUGCAAUACCUCUCAAAUCUAUUACAAUCUUCGUUGAACUGGAUCGCAUCCCGCAUUCGAUUAUGCACUUCUCGUUGGGCUCUAUUUGUCUCAAGAUCUCGAGAUCGACUAGCGUGUUGGUACGAGUUAGAAGUGCUGGGAGAUGGACAAGUCAGAGUUCGACAUGACAAUCUGCCUAUCGAAGAGAGCAGUAUCCGUUCUAUGCGUACCGCCAACGUACGGACACUCAUUGGUUUGGAUGCAGAGUUUCCAGAUGACGAGUUCCUCGACCUUGCUACACGAUGUCUUUCUGCCUCAGAAAUAGGAAUGGCCGAAGUACUGGAUUGUGUCUCGCAUAUGAUUAGUCAUCGCUCUGGCCGAAAACCUGCCUUGUCUCUCAAGGAGCUUCCUCCCCAUUGCAAAGACAAGUGUUCCAAGUUGCUCUAUGGGACCAUCAUGGAUGCAAUGAAUCGGAGCCUCAAGUGUCACGAUAAUUGGAAUUUCCGUUGGUCAAGGAUUGAGGGUGAUGCGCUCCUUUUCUUGCUCAAAUAUCGGCAAUGGUCUUUGAGGCAUGAGGUCGAUCUCAAAAUGGUCAUAGGACGGGCUUUGCAGGUAGGCUCGGAGGGUGCGGCAUGGGUGCUCUAUGGUGUAGAUCGCAAUAUCGACUUGCUUCGCCUUUCAUAUACCGGUUAUUUGCCUAGCGUGAUUCAAGCGGCCCAUCAUCUGAUAUUGUGGGGUCACCCCGAUCAGUACGGCGGCUGCAGAGUCUCACCUGGUAUCAAUACGAACGCCGUCUGUGAAGGCUGUUUGUGGCAUGACGCACUGGGCAUGCAAAUCCACCGGUCAAAGCACACGAAUGCCAUGGAGCUUUGUGACGGUUCUCAGAUCUGCCUCGUUUUACGACGGCUUGAACUGCUGUACCGGCUCACGUCGCUUCUUCAUAUCGUUCUGUUCUUGGUCACUCGAAUGCCGGUCGAAGAGCUGCGUAACCACGCGAUGGAGGUUCUCGAUCUCCAACACGCAUUUGCGAAUAGGGUUCGUUUCCUUGCUCCUGAGUGCUUAUGGACACGUCGGGUCGAUCUGGUAUUAACUGGAGGAACCGCACAAACAUUCCUUGAGCAUAUUUCUCGCCACCUAGAACCCACGCUAUAUCAUCUUGUAGAGCGGAUGGAGAAACGAUGCCCGGAGAUUCUUUGCCGCGAGCUUCUGGAGCUGGUUCAGGAGCUACACGGGAAAGCUAACAGCGAAUAGGCCAUCAUAUUAUCUUGCGCUCUCACUAGCUUUCUGCCGAUUUGACUUGCCCUCGGUGACGUGUCCGAGCCAUUUAGACACCGCUUUCCCCGAUAUGCCGAGAGGUAAUCAAGUAUAUUGGUACCAGUGCUGGCGCCGAAGUGCGUUAGUAUAAAGGAAAUGGGACGAUCCCCUAACACAGACUGUCUCUCAGUCGUCUUUCACAUGAACGCACUCCUUACACUGAAAUUUUAUCAAAGGGAUGCUGAUUACUGCUUCGUUAUUCGUAUUUCUUGUUUGAUUCUUAUACUGCGUCAGGAAACUUGGCUCCAGACAACCAGGAUUACCUCCUGGACCUCCCACGCUGCCUGUCAUUGGCAAUCUCCACAUGCUCCCCAGCAUGCAUACUUACCUUCAAUGUACGGUAGACAUUCAGCAAUGCUUAAGCGCUUAAACUCCGACUCUGUUGUACUGCUGUCCCUAUUAGGAGAAUUUCACGGAGGUGCUGAAUAAUAAACACAAACAAAGGGUGCCACAGC